ACAAUACAGUCAGGACCUGAGAGUGUCUGGUGUCCUGAGAGAGACCAAGGCCUGACCACGCAGCCACGCUUCUACCAACAGUAAACCCCCUUCAGGUGAAAGUCAAAGCCUGGCACUGUAAGGGUUAAUAUCGUCUUCUGUUUCCUUCUCAUCAUUUCCUGAAAGAGCUCUGCCUGUGUCUUGAGAAAGAAAGAAAAAAAAACUUCCUGCCUGGACUUUCCAGCAUUGAGCUUCAGCCUAGGGAGAGAGCAACACUCAACACCUCAGAACAUGGGGACCGUGAAGGUGGUCAGUCCUGGACCAAGAAUGGACAGCUAGUGGGGACCUCUCAUGGUCCUAGCCAUGCUGGCACAUAUGGAGUGUAAAGGUGGUGCUUUGGAAAGCGGUGCCAUAAUGGAUUUCAUGAGCACCACCAAUGAACAGAAGGAGGAAGCGGAGCUGCUUCUCACCUAUUUGAAUGUCACCGAUUUGGUAACUAUAAUGGAAAACCUCUAUCGAGAUGGGGAGGUGUGUGCAGGAGAAAAAAAACCCGUAACACACGGCCAAGAGGACUGUAACAAUGAGGAGCGGACGGACUCUCUGUUUCUCAGUGGACAAGAAAAUUCUCUUCUGUCAUCGGUCAAAUACGGAACUACUAAGGAAUUACUCAGCUUCGCAAAUCAGGUGUCAGAUGCCACUAGACAUUUACAUAAAUCUCUGCAACAGGAAUGUGGGAUUAUAUUAAACAAGAUGCUCACAAUACGAAAUGGGCGCUAUCAGACGGACACGGACGUACUGUUGUUUCCAUGGAAGAUGACCUACAAAAGCAUCGGUUCAGAGUUCAUUCCUAGGGGGGCAUUCGGCAAAGUUCAUCUGGCGCAAGAUAUCGAGUCAAGGAAGAGAAUGGCGUGUAAACUGAUCCCUGUGGAGCAGUUCAAGCCCGCAGAUGUGGAGUUUCAGGUCCAGUUCCAGCAUGAGAAUAUUGCAGAGUUAUAUGGAGCCAUCUUGUCUGAGAAUAUGGUUCACCUAUACAUGGAAGCUGGAGAAGGAGGGUCUGUGCUGGAAAAGCUGGAGAGCUGCGGACCGCUGCGGGAAUUCGAAAUUAUCUGGGUCGCCAAACAUAUUCUGAAGGGUCUCGAUUUCCUUCACUCUAAAAAUGUCAUUCACCACGACAUUAAACCCAGCAACAUUGUAUUCAUGUCAACAAAAGCCGUCCUGGUGGAUUUUGGCCUCAGCAUUCAGAUGACUGGUGAUCUGUAUUACCCGAAAGACUUGAGGGGAACUGAGAUUUACAUGAGUCCAGAAGUUGUUCUCUGCAGAGGACAUUCGACUAAAGCUGAUAUUUAUAGUAUGGGCGCUACCAUGAUUCACAUGCAGACAGGAAAUCCACCCUGGGUGAAGCGAUACCCUCGGUCAGCAUACCCCUCCUACCUGUAUAUUAUACACAAACAAGCUCCCCCAUUGGAGGACAUUGCUGAAGAUUGCAGCCCUGUCAUGCGAGACUUUUUGGUAUCCAUCUUGGAUAAGAAUCCAAAUCAGCGACCAACUGCGGCGGAGCUACUGAAACACGAGGCGCUGAACCCACCUCCGGAGGACCAGCCCCGCUGCCAGAGCCUGGAUACGGCUUUGCUCGAAAGGAAAAGGAUGCUUAAAAAGGAGCUUGAGCUGCCUGAAAACAUUACAGAUUCUUCUUUAUACACAAGCGAGGAGUCUGAGCUGCUGAGGAGACAGCGAUCUCUGUCCAUCGACCUGGGCGCUCUCGCUGGAUAUUUUAACCUUGUGCGCGGGCCUCCUACCGUGGAAUAUGAAUGUCAAUAAAUGGAGGACAGAAAGGACUGAUAUCAAAUCUGAAGAAACCUAAAAAAAAAUCUGCAUUCAUAUUUUGGAGAAAGCUGCAAAGAAAUGCUGCUGUAUGGAAAGUGAUGGAUGGGUGAAUAUGGGGGUAACAGUGCGACAUAAGGAAAUUCGACAGCUGGCUCAUCCGCACUAAACCCAUGUGGACGAACCAGCUGUUAGUUUCUCUUUACUGUUUAUAGCCAACACUUUGCUACUAUUUGUACAAUACAUACUAUGUAAGAUUUUUAAGAGAGUCUCUGCUCACAUCUAUAUAUAUAUAGUUGCACAAUAGGAGCAGGUUCCUAAAUGUACUUGAUUAUACGUGAAAUGUGAAUUAUUAUGUUUUAAUAGGCCUAUAGUACAUCCUCUCGGAUGAUGGAGAACGCCAAUGUCAUGAGCCGCGUUGAUCGCCCUGCUUUUGACAUUGAUAAGGUUUAUUUUGCUUCUUGAAUGUAAUUUGACAGUCAUUCAUACCGUGUAUGAUGAAUGUGGAGAGUGCGUCAGUAUAAAGCAUUCGUUCUAGAGUGUCAUCUGUAAUCUGUAUAACGGAUUGCAAAAAAAUAAUAAAUACGUCUGAAAUUGAGUUUGUUGAUUCUGUUUU
Hyla sarda is the source of this 2416-nucleotide messenger RNA. It is a transcript of the gene MAP3K8, whose product is annotated as mitogen-activated protein kinase kinase kinase 8. The transcript is spliced from 9 exons. Bases 331 to 1797 code for a protein of 488 amino acids. NCBI's taxonomy places the organism in Eukaryota, Metazoa, Chordata, Amphibia, Anura, Hylidae. Gene Ontology annotation, molecular function: protein kinase activity; ATP binding. The record is from RefSeq and is a predicted model, not a curated record. Gene Ontology annotation, biological process: protein phosphorylation.